AAGCAUCUGGAGUCCGCAACUGCAAAGCAACCAAAGGUCCAAAAGGACCAAAACCCUCAAACGCUCUCUCUAUUGUGGUUGAUAGGGAUGUCGAAAAUGGCCGUAACCGUCACCGGUGCAUUGCCGACAUCGUUUUUGCCAACGCAAAUACGGCAUUUGCAGCUUCCCUUUGUGUCUCCGACUCAGAAGCAAAACAUGGUCUCAACUGCGGCGAAAGGAUGGGUUGUUUGUCAAUCUGUUAGUGUGAAUGCCAGGUUUGGAUCUUCCAAGGGUGGUGCCGGUGUCUUGGAACGACCGACCUUCGAUCAGUCACAGUUCGACCCUUCUACACAAGUUCUUGAAGGAGGAGAUAUUGGACGAUUGAAGAACAAAAAAGGUCCUGGGAGUGGAGACAGUUAUAGAGUUCUGUUGAUUGAUGAUGCUCGUCAUACCGAGAAGUUAGUUGCAAAGGUGCUGCCCCAUGUUGUUCCAUCUGUUACCCCUGAUGAUGCAAGAAGACUUUUCCAAGUAUCUCGUGAAAAUGGAGUCGCAAUUGUUAUUGUCACUGUUAAGGAGCAUGCAGAGUUCUAUGCACAAAUGAUGAUACGUGGUGGGUUAAGGUCAACAAUUGAGCCUGAUUCAAGCACUGUAUGAAGCAGGCGCUGCAACCGUCGAGACUGGCGGGGAGAUAUUUUCGAAAUCCAAUUAAUUAGAGUUCAUAUACUUGGUAGGAAUGGAGGGGCUAGAUAUAUAGUGAAUGAAUUACAGGUUUUGUAGCUCUAGAUUGUUGUAUUCAGUUUCUUCGAAGUCUUAAGAAUAUAUGAAUUUCAUUAUCAAAAACUGAUUGAACUUUA
Tripterygium wilfordii is the source of this 833-nucleotide messenger RNA. RefSeq names its product ATP-dependent Clp protease adapter protein CLPS2, chloroplastic-like. The coding region runs from base 88 to 633 and encodes 181 amino acids. The record is from RefSeq and is a predicted model, not a curated record. Gene Ontology annotation, biological process: proteolysis; protein catabolic process. The transcript is spliced from 4 exons. Lineage: Eukaryota; Viridiplantae; Streptophyta; Magnoliopsida; Celastrales; Celastraceae.